Molecule: messenger RNA, 4721 nt
Organism: Pelobates fuscus (common spadefoot toad)
Lineage: Eukaryota; Metazoa; Chordata; Amphibia; Anura; Pelobatidae
Gene: TBL1XR1
Product: TBL1X/Y related 1
Exons: 17
Coding region: 660-2225 (521 amino acids)
Biological process (GO): regulation of transcription by RNA polymerase II
Cellular component (GO): histone deacetylase complex
Molecular function (GO): protein binding; transcription corepressor activity
Source: RefSeq, a predicted model, not a curated record
UUGUGCAUUGGAGAACAGUGACAGAGAGGGAGCUGUGUGCCCUGCUCCAUCCCUUUCUAAGCAGCACAUAUUAAAUCCUAUGAGCUGGUGUUUUUUCCCCCCUUUGGAAUAUGAGACUGCUGUGGCUCUAAGCUCCUGGCUGGCUGUGUAUUGCUGUAUGAAGCAUUAGGAAGUGCCGGCCUACCCCACUUUUGCCUAGCUGGUCACCUCCCGAGUGUUGAGUGUCUAAGAGCCGUUGGCUGCACUGGAACGUUUGGCUCUUUCUCUUAGUAACAGCUUUUUACAUUCUGCCUCAAUUCCUCUCCAACCUAAUCACUAGAAACUGCCCCCUCCCCCCAUCAUAUAUCUCCUGGAUUUACCCCCCUUCUCUCCUUGCUGUGUACCCCUUACCCCUCCCCCCCCGCUCACACCAGGGUAAUAACAGCAUAUUACCAGGCUUUGGGCUGUGUAUCAGCUUUGGGAGGGAGCUGCUGCUUUAUUCGCAACAAUAUCAAGAUUUCUCCCUUGAACUUUCAUCACUUGUGUGUAGAGUCCGUGCGUUUUGAUAUUCAAGGUGCUGUUUGGAUGCUGUAUUAUCGUAUGUCAAGUUUGUGAAACGGCCUGUUUUCUCUGGGAAAACCCAUCUUUGCCCUGAACUCAUGGUUUAAGUGGGCAUAAAGAUGAGUAUAAGCAGUGAUGAGGUUAAUUUCCUGGUGUACAGAUAUUUACAAGAAUCGGGAUUUUCCCAUUCAGCAUUUACGUUUGGUAUAGAGAGCCAUAUCAGCCAAUCUAAUAUCAAUGGUGCCCUAGUGCCACCAGCUGCUUUAAUCUCCAUCAUUCAGAAAGGAUUGCAGUACGUGGAGGCAGAAGUUAGCAUUAAUGAGGAUGGCACUCUGUUUGAUGGCAGGCCUAUUGAGUCUCUGUCACUGAUUGAUGCGGUUAUGCCUGAUGUGGUGCAAACAAGGCAGCAGGCAUACAGAGACAAACUUGCACAGCAACAAGCUGCGGCUGCUGCUGCUGCCGCCGCCGCUGCUGCCGCAGCUGCUACAGCAAACAACCAACAGCCAUCCACAAAGAAUGGCGAAAAUGCAGCUAACGGGGAGGAGAAUGGAGGACAUGCACUAGCAAAUAAUCACACUGAUAUGAUGGAAGUUGAUGGAGAUGUUGAAAUUCCAUCAAGCAAAGCGGUGGUAUUACGUGGGCAUGAAUCAGAAGUAUUUAUUUGUGCAUGGAACCCAGUUAGUGAUCUGUUGGCCUCAGGGUCAGGAGAUUCUACGGCCAGAAUAUGGAAUCUUAGUGAAAAUAGCACUAGUGGUUCAACACAACUUGUUCUUCGACACUGUAUACGAGAAGGGGGACAAGACGUUCCAAGCAACAAAGAUGUAACCUCAUUAGAUUGGAAUAGUGAAGGAACACUUCUAGCAACGGGAUCGUAUGAUGGUUUUGCCAGAAUAUGGACUAAAGAUGGAAAUCUCGCAAGCACCUUGGGGCAACACAAGGGACCCAUAUUUGCCUUGAAAUGGAACAAGAAAGGAAAUUUCAUUCUAAGUGCAGGAGUAGACAAGACCACAAUUAUCUGGGAUGCACACACUGGGGAGGCAAAGCAGCAGUUUCCCUUUCAUUCUGCACCUGCAUUAGAUGUGGACUGGCAAAGUAACAAUACAUUUGCAUCAUGCAGUACAGAUAUGUGCAUCCAUGUCUGUAAAUUGGGGCAGGAUAGGCCGAUAAAGACAUUCCAGGGACACACUAAUGAAGUGAAUGCAAUAAAAUGGGAUCCUACUGGCAACCUUCUUGCAUCCUGUUCUGAUGAUAUGACAUUAAAGAUCUGGAGUAUGAAGCAAGACAGUUGUGUUCACGAUUUGCAAGCACACAACAAAGAAAUUUACACCAUUAAAUGGAGCCCCACUGGGCCGGGAACAAAUAAUCCAAAUGCUAAUCUCAUGUUAGCAAGUGCGUCAUUUGAUUCUACUGUUAGAUUGUGGGAUGUAGACAGAGGAAUCUGCAUUCACACGCUGACUAAACAUCAGGAGCCUGUGUACAGUGUAGCCUUUAGCCCUGAUGGCCGAUACCUCGCCAGUGGUUCAUUUGACAAAUGUGUACACAUCUGGAAUACACAGACGGGUGCAUUAGUUCACAGCUAUCGAGGUACAGGUGGAAUAUUUGAGGUUUGUUGGAAUGCAGCGGGUGACAAAGUUGGAGCAAGUGCGUCAGAUGGUUCAGUUUGUGUAUUAGACCUACGAAAAUAGCGCUACUGGUUGGAAGCCAUGGACCGACUAUGAAUGUGUACAUAGCCAAAAUGACUGUCCCUGACCCAUGUACUGCUAUAGUCCCACUUAACCAUGGCCAGUCCACUACAGCCAAACCGAAAUUAACCAUUAUACAUUCAUAUUUAAAAUUGGAAAGAAAUCCCUGCAAAAUGUUGCACCUCAAAGAGGACAAAGGUUUUAUGUCACGACUGGUAAAUAUCUGUGCACUUGGAAUCCUUUCUUCUGACGGAUAUCUGAAAAGACAGAAAUAAAGGAUUGGACACGCACAGGCAGAGAACUUAAAUGUACCAAAUUGGAAGAUGGUGGUCAAAAACACAAUCAACAUUUUUAUUUCCAUCCUGAAUUCCAGUCUUCAUGGUGGUGUUUUUAUAGAUUUUAUUUUAUUUUUUUCCCUUUUUAUCAACCAUUUCGCCUGUACAGAGAACAUGGGCUAUUUUACUUGAGCAAUAGUAUGUUCUUGGCUUUAAAACAUGUUUUGUGGGUGUGGAGAGAAUUAUCUGAUGACUGCAUAGAAUUACCCCUUUACCCUUCUCAUUUGUAACUUUAUUUUCUUAAGAAAACCGUAAUUCAGUCUUUGAACAGAAAAAGAGAAAUGGCAUUGAUUUGGUACACAGUUGUGUGUCGCUUAAGUUGCUUGUAGUAGUUUAAGGGCACAUUCAAAAAGGAAAAAAAGCAACAAAAAACGUUCUAGAUAAACUGCUGUUUUAUAGCUGAAUGUUUAUUUGGGACAUAAUUCUGUCAAACCUGAAGGGCACACAAAGGAAGAUCAGACAGCAGACACUAGUGUCUUUGUUUCACUUAGACCAUAAACCUAUUAUGGUUUACUUGUGCACUACUGUAAUAGGAGCAAAAUACAAUUUUUAAUAUAUUUUUGGGGGAGGGGCAGGGGGGCUUUUUUUUGUUUGUUUUUUUUCCUCAAUACUUAGAAGAGACUUUUUAAUCUUUGCCAUUGGAGUGAUCCUUUUAAAGGAUUACUGGUGAAAUACUUAUUAUCCAUAUCAUUUAAAUAUGGAGCAAGUCCACUUUCUCUUGGAAACUGAGUGUAACCAAAUUACAGUGUUCAAAAGUAUCUUUUAACAUGGUCUCCUAUCGCAGAAGAACAUCCCAGUAUUUGCCCCUAUUGAUUAAUGUAGAUGAUAUACCAUGCUGUUCACCAAUCUAGAUUGAACCCGUCUUUGUAGCAAUUUUAAGACCUCAAACUUUCAUUUUAAUCAGUUCUUUUAGCCUUCUACUAUGUAUACUCCUGCAGGCAGCACAAAUCAUUUGUAAAGUUUGUUGAGUUUUCAGCAAUACUUUUUCUUUUUGUCUUUGUCUUUCUUUUAAACUGUAAACGUUCUAUGCUGCUAUUCAGAUUUGUAUCAAUGCCUUUUUUCCUUAAAGUUUUAUAAAUAUUUUUGGAAAUAAAAAAAAAAAAAAAUCCUUCCCACCAUUGUGAUUCAAGCUCCAUAGCGCUUACUUGUGUUGCCCUUUGUUAUAUUGUCUGCGGGUGGACUUGUUUUAAGGUUGGUUUUAAGAGAGGAAAUCAAGCACACAGACUAUUCACAUUAACCCUGGUGUGAAAUGAUAUAUACACAAAAAACAUUCAAACUGUUGUUGUGCUUAAAGGAACACUGUAGGCACCACAACUACUUUAACCACUUAUUGAAGAUGUUAUGGUGCACUGUGUCCCACAUUGCCUCAAAACUGAUUACUCACCUUUUAGUAGAAAUUGUUGUUCCACUCCAUCUUGGAGCCUGAUGAUAAUAUAGCCGAGGUAGUGCUCCAUUUCAUGCAAUACCAGGGGUAAUUGUUCUCUGCAACUCGAUUCCUAAAUCCCUGGCAUGAAUUGGUAUGGAUUGAAGUGGAAACAUAGCCACUAAAUGGCAACACAUUGUCAUUGAAAACCUACCUUCAGACUGCUUGGGACUGAGAAUCUCUACUAAACUAUGAACAACUAUGUUAAGUAGUGAAGUGGUACCUGGAACCUGUGGAUUCCAUGCAUCAUAAGCACUUCAAUCUGGUCCUUACAGUGUCUCUUUAAGUUUUAUUUUUGACUAUACUUGCCAGGUCCAUUAAUUAUGCCUUAGAACAGAUGUCUAACAGUAUUUGUGGUAACAAGAAUGGUUUUAGAGUAAAACAAAAAGGCAUAAGUAAUCCCUCAUACCAUAAUAGUGUGUUUGUUUUCUCCCUUUAUUUUAAAUAGUGAAACAGAAAACUGCAGAUACCUCAUUCAGGAAAUGAGUGAUGAGCUUCUAACUUGAAAUAGGAGUUACUAUUGGAUUAGGAGUCGCUGAUGUUUGACUGUGAAAUAAGCCAAAUGGAAUUCUGCAACAAUGAGUUUUAACAAAACUGAAAUUCCCCCCUCGAUUUUGUGAAUAUUACAAAUGCCACCAUUGAGAGAGAUGCUCUGUGAAGAAAUCUAAAAUAAUUCUUAAUUCAGUAACAUUGUGCAUAUUUUUCUUUUCUUUUCAAUGAAUAAACAUAACUUGCAUUUUA